AUGAGUAAACAAGUGAUUCACUCUCACUUUGAGAAGUUAGGAGAGUAUGUUUUAACUAAACAUGUCUUGGAAGGAGGUAUUCUUCGGAAAGCAACUGUGAACGAUCGGGAUGCUAAAAUUACAACUCUUCGUCACGUAAUUCCCUAUGUUCAUUGCUAUCACCAAAAAGUUGAAAAUUAUGAAGGAAGAAUGACGAAUAAAACUCUCCAAGAGUCGUAUUGUAGAGAAUAUGGAGUGGAUGAGAGUACCUUUAGGAGAAUGUGUGAAAUGAAUGUCAUUACAUUGAAUGAAAAACCAAUUACCAAAUCGUUAUUGAAAUAUAAAUUAAAGGAUGAUGAUUGUUUUCAAGUGAAGGACAUGAGAAUGGAUAGACCUAUUAAACAUUUUGAUAAAUUGGAAAUUAUCAAAGAGGAGAAUGAUUUUGUUGUGGUUACCAAACCACCAGGUAUUUGUGUCCAUCCCAUUAAAAGAUAUCACAAAAAUUCACUCUUUUACAUGUUGGAACAUGAAUAUGCUCAUCACUUUGGAAAUGAUUUACAUUGUAAGACUAUUCACAGAUUGGAUAAGGAAACAUGUGGAGUUUUAAUUGUUGGAAAAACAUCUGAGGGAGCCAAGUAUUUCCAAAAACUUUUGAAGGAGAAACAAGUCGAAAAACAAUAUAUUGCUAGGGUUGAUGGGAUUGUGAAAGGAAAACCCCAAUUUGAAAUUAAUGACCCACUUGUCUGCAUUCAGAGAUGGGAUAAUAUUUUCAAAUCCAUAUCGAAUAAGGAAGUUGAAAAGGAAUAUCGUGAGAUUUGUAAGAAGAAUCGGGUUGCAUUUCAACCAAAACCCUCAAAGUAA
This is a messenger RNA of Naegleria gruberi, 840 nucleotides long. RefSeq lists its product as uncharacterized. Gene Ontology annotation, molecular function: pseudouridine synthase activity; RNA binding. The record is from RefSeq and is a predicted model, not a curated record. Gene Ontology annotation, biological process: pseudouridine synthesis. NCBI's taxonomy places the organism in Eukaryota, Heterolobosea, Eutetramitea, Acrasida, Naegleriidae. The transcript has 2 exons. The coding region runs from base 1 to 840 and encodes 279 amino acids.